CUGACGCUCAAAGAUGUUAGGUUAUGUUGUUAAGAUGUCAUUGAGUCAUUAUUUUCUUAAUUUAUUUUGAAAUAAUCUUAAAAUGAGUUCCAUUGAAAGAGAUCCCAAUAAGAGGAGGGUGAAACCAGUGGAGCAAGCAUGUGUAUUAGAUUUUGAUGAAGAAAGUUCUGAUGAUAGUGAUUUUCGAAUCGAGGAUCAUCCAGAAAUUAGUGAUGAUGAUGAUUCUCUUGACAGUCACGGAGAAAGAAAUGAAAAUGAAAGCAGUGGUGAGGAGGAAGAAGAGUCUGAGGUAUCUGAUAUAGACGAACUUAAAGAUUUAAAUCUUUCAAAUAGCAAUGGUAUUACUUCUAUUGCAGAUGUACUUCACCAGGCUACCAUACAAUCAAAGUUAAAGUUCGAUCAAAGAGAUGCACAAAUACUUAUCUGUUGCGGAUGCUUAGGAGACCAAAGUGAUGGUAUAAAUGAGAUUGUUGAGUGUGAUGGUUGUGGCGUUACAGUCCAUGAAGCUUGUUAUGGAGUAUCAGAUUCAGCUAGUCUAGCAAGUACUGAUUCACUCUCCCCCACAACACCAUGGUUUUGUGAAGCUUGCAAAGCAGGUGAGAAAGACCCAAUUUGUGAAUUGUGUCCUAAUAAAGGAGGAAUUUUCAAAGAAACCGAUGUGGGAAAAUGGGUACAUUUAGUCUGUGCUCUAUACGUGCCUGGCGUAGCUUUUGGUGAGGUAGAUAAGCUGACGAGCGUAACUUUAUUUGAAAUGCCAUACAGCAAAUGGGGAGCGAAAACCUGUUGUCUUUGUGAUGAUGAUAGGUUUGCUAGAACAGGUGUCUGCAUCGGUUGUGAUGCAGGAAUGUGCAGGACAUACUUUCACGUUACUUGUGCACAAAGGGAAGGAUUCCUUUCAGAAGCUCAUUCCGAAGAAGUUGAUCAAGCCGAUCCAUUCUAUGCUCAUUGUAAAUUGCAUUCCGAUAAAACUCUUGUAAAAAAGAGGAAGAGAAACUAUUUGGCUCUUCAACUUCGUACACAUUACAGGAAGUAUCAGUUUGAACAAGAGGGUCAUAAAGAUACUCCAGAACAAGUAAGGAUACAGAGGAAGUUGGAAAAACAGAAGGUUCAUUAUUUAAAUCACAAAGCCCUCAAACCACCACCUUGGGUGCCAACGCAAAAAAUGCCCAGAUUAUUAACAACUAGCGCAUCUGCCUGUCGGAAACUUUUGCGCAAAGCCGAGCUCAUGGGCAUAAACACAUUAGCCUUAGAGAUGCAGGAGGCGCAGGCAGCUGCUUUGGUGGAUGUAAGAAAGAAAUGGCAUAUUCCUCCUGCGUUUACGGUAGAGUUCAUUGCGUAUUAUUUAGAUCGCAAUGAUCGUCUGAAAGAAAUGAAAACUACAUUGGAAAAAUUGAUGGAGGAUAAUAAGAAUUUAUUAGAUGAACAGCAACAUUUGAGGGUUAAAUAUGAUGAGGUUCUGAAGAAAAACACUGACGUGACUUCGAAAAAUAUUGACCUAAAACAAAACAUUCACAAAUACCAUUCAGCUAUCUUGAGUGCCUGCCCGACUAAGAACUUGCCCAACAUUGAAGAUUUGGGUAAACCGCCCAUCGCCAGAGCUCCACAACCUAUGAUGGUGCCAACUGCGGCCGCCUUGAAAAUGGGAGUUGGGUUUCCGCUGAAGAAUAUUCCUUCAGGUAGAGGGGAUAGGGUGCUUAGUAGUCAUGCUAACAAAGAUCCUCUAAUGCUGAACGAGUGCGGUAUUUGCCGACAAAGGAGAGACCAGCACCUCCUUGCAAAAUGCGACACCUGCCAUCUGUUUUACCACCUCGAUUGCCUCAAUCCGCCCUUGAGUCGCCUCCCAAAAAAAUCGAAGUUAUAUGGAUGGCAGUGUUCAGAAUGCGAUAAAACAUCGGAUUCCGAAGUAGAGGAAGUGAAAACUCCCCGUCGAAGUCGAAGCCGCUACAGUAAAGAAAACAAAUCGGACCAAGAGACCUCUUCUCCUCCCAAACUUAAAAUAAAACCCGUGGGUCCCAUCGAAUCCAAGUCCAGUCCUACCAGUCCCCUGCUCCACGUAAGAAAACAUUCUCAUUCCUUUAAUAGAACCCUGCCCAGCCUUAGCACAUCACACGACACUAAUAUACAAGACAUGUCCUUAAAUAGUACGACUGAAUCCAACGGCUUGAAAGUUAUACUUGAUAAUUGUAUCGAGGGGCACAAGUCUGCAAAAAAACGCAGAAGGGAAAAGCACAGAAACCGAUACUCUCCCGACUUGGGGAUUUCUUCGAAGGAACAUAAAAGAAAGAGAAAGAAGAAAAGUCUCGACAUUGAAGACACUCUUCCACAUCCUAGGAUUACGAUUAAGAUUAAACCCAUUCCAUUACCUGCUGGAGAGGUUGCAUCCGAGUCAAACCCACAAUGUUUUUAUGUCCCUAACGAAGAUGACGACAACGGUCCUCCCCCGUUGCCACCGAAAGUAGCAAAAAUAGAGAAAAGGGAGGUACGGAAAAGCAGGAGUCCUAGAGUGUCGGAAACCGGCAAGGGCGAAGACAAAUAUAAAAGUAUCUCUAAAAAGGUUGGAAUGGCAUCAUCUACUGAUAACGUUUGCGAUGUUUGCCAGCAGGAAGGUUCUAACAAUGAUUCGGUGAAAUGCGACGAAUGCCAGAAGAAUUACCAUUUCACCUGUUUAGAUCCUCCAGUGAAGAAAACCCCAAAACGGAGAGGAUAUUCUUGGCACUGUGCCGAUUGCGACCCCACAGCUUCAGAAUAAUUAUUGUAUUUAUGUGUUUAUAGGUAUAAUCAGUCUGUAUUCUAACAUUACCGAAAUAAAUCCAGUUAUUUUAA
Molecule: messenger RNA, 2823 nt
Organism: Anoplophora glabripennis (Asian longhorned beetle)
Lineage: Eukaryota; Metazoa; Arthropoda; Insecta; Coleoptera; Cerambycidae
Product: PHD finger protein 14
Exons: 12
Coding region: 83-2749 (888 amino acids)
Biological process (GO): regulation of transcription by RNA polymerase II
Molecular function (GO): protein binding
Source: RefSeq, a predicted model, not a curated record